GCGUCUCUGAGGCAACUUUACUUUCGUUAUUUCAUCAUGUGCUCAGCGCGUCUGUGAGUCUGUGAUGUUUCAUAGUCUUUAUAGUCACUAAACUAAACUAAACAUCAUGAAGAGGACCGGAUGUAGCUUCUUCUUCUUCUGCUGCUGCUGUUUUCUCAGGUCUGCCUCAGGUAAGCCUCUCCAGACCGCCUCACCUGGCCGAGUGUUUGCAGCCGUCGGCGGAGACGUGGUCCUGCCGUGUCGCCUCACCACGUCUGUGCAGCCCUCCGGUGUCACGGCGGUGGACUGGUCCCGGGUAGACGAUCCGUCGCCGCUCACGGUUCACGUUGUCCGUGAUGGAAAGGAGCUGGUGAAGGAGAAAGCGCCAGAAUACCUCGGGAGGACGGCCAUAUUGGAAGACGGUUCCUUGAAGUUGCUCGAUGUCCAACGGCGGGACAGCGGCAGCUACCGGUGUGUCCUCCUGAGAGACUCUUCUGUGGAGGACGAAGUAUUCGUCUCUCUCUCUGUAGCUCAGGUGUCUCAGGUGACCCUCUCUGUGAGACGGACUUCAGCCAACCAGCUGCUGGUCCGGUGUGAGUCCGGCGGUUGGAGUCUGGAGCCGGUGGUCUCCCUGCUGGACUCCGACAGAACCGUCCUGGCUGCUCAGACCGGGUCUACAGUCCGACCGGACCGCCUGUUCUCGGUCAGCGCCGUCGUCAACGUGGCAGCAGCUGCAGCGACGCUGACAGGAAGUAGAACUGUGACCUGUAGAGUAGAAAUACCUGGAACGAGUCUGGCCAAUGAGGACACGCUUCAUAUCUCAGAUGAGUUGGAUCCCUCGCAGGAAGGACUGGGCCGGUGUCUGGUGCUGGUCGGCGGCGCCGCCUUCGUGCUGGUUUGUGUUGUCGUCUCCGUCGUGGUGUUUAUCGUUCCGGUCAGGACGAUCGAGAAGCUGCGAUCGUCGGUGCAGCGCCUGAGAGUGAUGUGCGUCGCGCUGGUCACACGGGAGAGAGAUGGACGACGAGAAGGUGAAGAACAUGAGCCGCUGCUGGGAGAGUACGGAGACAUCAGCAGGGUGGAGACAACCAGAGCUUCUGAAAAGACAGCGAUGGUCAACCAGCUGAGCUGCAGAGGAGUUGAAGCCUCCAACAGGCUGGCAGAGAGAGACCUGAAGAAGAUGCUGGACUACAAAGACACCAUCAUCAGCCAGGGACAGUCACUUGGCGUCGCCCCCGCUCUGAUCGCCGCCAUCAUCUCCCGACAGUCUCAUGCUGGAACCCUACUGAAGGUCGACGGCUUCGGACAGAGCGACAACAACUGCUUCGGCCUCAUGCAGAUCAAUAAAAACUACCACGCUGUGAAGGGAACGGCGUUUAGCAAGGAGCACGUGGACGAGGGCGUCACCAUCUUCAUCCAGCAGGUCAAGACCAUGAGGAGGGAUAAGAAGAACUGGAACAAAGAGCAGCAGCUCAAAGGAGCGCUGGCUUGUUACAUCGCCGGCGAUGACCGAGUCAGGCAUCUGGCGUACGAGGACCUGGACAGCGUGACGCCAAACGAAGACUUCGCCAACGACGUGGUCGCCAGGGCGCAGUGGUUCGCCCACAACGGCUUCUGAACAUCACAUCACUUCCUUUGCUCUUCUUCACUGUUACUAGGCAACAUCAGACUGUAGUCCACGGCAUUUCAAAAUAAAAUGCAAAGCAGCUACAUAAAGUGAACGAGAAGCUGCUUCGCAUUUCAUUUGACAGCAUUUAUUUAAAACCAAUUUAAAAGACUGUAUUCAUAUUUAUGCUCCAAACCAAGUAGUUACAAAUGUGAAAAACAUUUUCACACUCUCUGUGCUUUGAAACGUUACUACUGUCAAACUUCUCCUCAGUGAGUCCGCCACUUGCUGUAAGUCGGUUUAUUUUAUACGGAAGUUAGCCCGCUACAACGAUCCCAACGUCCGCCGCUCUGACCAUCCUGCUACGUUGAGUUGAAUGGGAAUGUCCGUUCUAGUUUUCUAUUUCUAUGGCCUCGACUAAUUGAACCGGUGAUGUCAUCGUCCUCGUUGUUGAUUAGUUUGAGACGUUGAUGUGAUGAAACACGUUUUAUUUUAGCGAGAUCUCCAAGUAUAUUUAAUGAAUAUUAUCGCACUGUUUUAAUGGUUUGUUACAUUUCAAUACGUUUCCAAAGGUCAGGAGCAGAGAAACGGAGUUCUAGAUACUCGUGUAGUUCUAGAUACUCGUGUAGUUCUAGUCUUGAUUUUUGAUCUUUUGUUCUUACGAGAUAAUAACGAGUGUGCUCUAAAAAAGUAUAUUUCCGUUGUGAGCCAUAAUUAUUACAUGAUAAAGUAUUAAUAAGUGUUCAGUAUAUCUACAUAAUGCACGUCUGCACACACUGGAAUCUGUAUAAAUAACAUGGAAGAACAACAUGUUGACAAAUCUUUCUGUUUGAUUCCGUUAACCUUCACACAGACACAUCAGAGUUUAGAUCAACUAAACCUGAGAACGUGUCCAGAUGUGUUGAAUCCGUUACAGAAACAUCUGCUUGAGGUGUCCUUGAAUUUACUGCCAGUAUUAAUAAAUAUCAUGAUGAUGUAUUUACACUGGAAGGAAUGUAUUAUUAAAAUAUCAUCUGUGGUAGUUCAGUGUUUCUUUAUUAACAUUCAUCUCUCAUCUCACUGCAACACGACGCUGUUAAACCUGUGAAUAAAGAAACUCACGAUGUC
Messenger RNA from Sebastes umbrosus (honeycomb rockfish), 2689 nucleotides. Its product is annotated as butyrophilin-like protein 3. Gene Ontology annotation, biological process: peptidoglycan catabolic process. The record is from RefSeq and is a predicted model, not a curated record. The transcript is spliced from 14 exons. Gene Ontology annotation, molecular function: lysozyme activity. The coding region runs from base 107 to 1594 and encodes 495 amino acids. Lineage: Eukaryota; Metazoa; Chordata; Actinopteri; Perciformes; Sebastidae.